Psammomys obesus (fat sand rat) is the source of this 587-nucleotide messenger RNA. Its product is annotated as thioredoxin-like protein 4A. Bases 68 to 496 code for a protein of 142 amino acids. The transcript has a single exon. Lineage: Eukaryota; Metazoa; Chordata; Mammalia; Rodentia; Muridae. Gene Ontology annotation, cellular component: spliceosomal complex; U5 snRNP; U4/U6 x U5 tri-snRNP complex. Gene Ontology annotation, biological process: mRNA splicing, via spliceosome. The record is from RefSeq and is a predicted model, not a curated record.
CGGUGGUCCGGCCGCGAGGGCUCACACGAGGCAGCUCGCGGCGUCCGGCCGCGCAGGACUGCUCAAGAUGUCGUACAUGCUUCCGCAUCUGCACAAUGGCUGGCAGGUAGACCAGGCCAUUCUUUCGGAGGAGGACCGCGUGGUCGUCAUUCGUUUCGGACACGACUGGGACCCCACUUGCAUGAAGAUGGACGAGGUUCUGUACAGCAUCGCCGAGAAGGUUAAAAAUUUCGCAGUUAUUUAUCUUGUGGAUAUUACAGAAGUGCCGGACUUCAACAAGAUGUGUGAGUUGUGUGACCCAUGCACUGUCACGUUUUUCUUCAGAAACAAGCAUAUCAUGAUUGAUUUGGGCACUGGCAACAACAACAAGAUCAACUGGGCCAUGGAAGACAAGCAAGAGAUGGUUGACAUCAUAGAGACCGUGUACCGUGGGGAUCGCAAAGGCCGGGGUCUGGUGGUGUCUCCCAAGGACUACUCCACUAAGUACAGAUACUGAGCACUGCCCUCCCAGGCUGUGCAGAGGACACUAGGAGCCUCUUCCGUGUAGACACACUCAGCUCUUCAGAGCUUUUGGAAAGGGCUUGCAG